This is a messenger RNA of Pungitius pungitius (ninespine stickleback), 1284 nucleotides long. RefSeq names its product neugrin, neurite outgrowth associated (gene ngrn). Bases 178 to 1080 code for a protein of 300 amino acids. Gene Ontology annotation, cellular component: nucleus. NCBI's taxonomy places the organism in Eukaryota, Metazoa, Chordata, Actinopteri, Perciformes, Gasterosteidae. The transcript has 3 exons. The record is from RefSeq and is a predicted model, not a curated record.
CUCCGCUCCGGUAGUGGGCAGCACCUCCCCGUCCUCGUGUUGCGAGAGAGCGAGAAAGAGAGAGCUGUUUGGGGAAGUGCGUGGUCCGUGGGUUCAACAGCGGUCUGUUUAUUCGCCGAACUGACCUACACUAGCUAGCACAACUAGCUGACGGUCCAGAAAAGGGGUGCGAACACCAUGGCGCGAGCCGUGCAGGUCCUCUCCAGGCUCGGUGCGCUGCCCUCGGUUUCUAUUUACUGCCGUCGACCUGCGAGCAGCAGAGGAGCCAGCGGGCCGAGGACGGGACCGAGCCGCGCGCACAGAGCUCCACCAGACGGCCACGAGAUGCCUGCUGGGGACUGCGGACUGGAGGAGGUGGAAGACAAGCUGCAGGCCUUAGCCGAGGAGGAGAAGAAGGGGCAGAGGACCUUAAAGUAUCACAUCCUGAGAAGGCAGAUGACUCCGCCGGGGGCUCCUCAGAGGAAGCUAAGCUGGGAUGCUAUUGAGCAGAUCAGAUAUCUGAAGCAAGAGCAACCAGAGGAGUGGACAGUAGAGCGUCUGGCUGAGGGCUACUCUGUCACCCCUGAUGUCAUCCUCAGAGUCCUCCGGAGCAAGCAUGUCCCUUCUGCUGAUCGAAAAAUAAAGCAGGAUGCUAAAGUAAUGUCUGUUCCCGGCCAGCGAGCUCUACCUUCAGGUGCUGGGACAGGGCAGAAUAGGCUGAAGCUGCCUGGACACCUUACAUCAGCUGCUCUCUCACCUGGAAGUGGGGAAUGUGCCGUGGUGCCUGUGGCUGACCGGACUAUGAUGCGUCGAGGGGACGGUCAAGGAUCCCUGGCAAAUAUUCCCGCGCCGGCUACGCUCCUGACCACCCGGGUCAGAGCUGGUAGUAAAGACGCACCCGGGCCGAGAUCACAAGAAGACGACGGUGCUACUAACUCGGGGCCUUCAAAGGAUGCCAAAGAGGACGAGGACAGCUGGGAAGGACAGCUGCUGACAGACAAAGAACUUGAAGAGUUCAUGGAAAUGGAAAAGCCUCACCCCGUGGUGCACGUUGGCAAUGAAGUCUUUGAUGGAGAGGGCAACUUUUUGUAUAGAAUCUGAUGUUCAGGUUGGCUUUAUGACUCAAAGUGACUUUAGAGAAAUGAUUGAACAUGCAAAAAAACAAUAAUGCAUAUCUUCAGCUUUGACCAAACAAACGGUUCUACUUUAACACUAUUUGAUGACAACCAGAAUGAUAGACAAUAUUGUGCUGCUGUAAUAAGAGUCGGUAACAAAAAAAGAGGAACGUAUGAAUUUAUUGCCAAA